Octodon degus (degu) is the source of this 1319-nucleotide messenger RNA. RefSeq names its product cathepsin H (gene Ctsh). Bases 44 to 1051 code for a protein of 335 amino acids. The transcript has 12 exons. The record is from RefSeq and is a predicted model, not a curated record. Gene Ontology annotation, cellular component: lysosome. Lineage: Eukaryota; Metazoa; Chordata; Mammalia; Rodentia; Octodontidae. Gene Ontology annotation, biological process: immune response. Gene Ontology annotation, molecular function: cysteine-type endopeptidase activity.
AGCCCCUGGCGGAGCCCGCAGAAACGCAGGCAGAGCUGCCGCGAUGAGGACUGCACUGUUCCUGCUGUGCUCCGGGGCCUGGCUGCUGGUGUCCACGGGCUGCGCUGACGACGCGCUGAAGUUGAACUCCUUAGAGAACUUUCGCUUUAAGUCAUGGAUGGUGCAGCACCAAAAGGAAUACAGUGUGAAGGAGUACCAUCAGCGGCAGCAGAUAUUUACCCGCAACUGGAAGAAAAUCAAUGCCCACAACAAGGGGAAUCACACGUUUAAAAUGGCACUGAAUCAAUUUUCAGACAUGACCUUUGCUGAAAUAAAACGCAAAUAUCUUUGGUCGGAGCCUCAGAAUUGCUCAGCCACCAAAAGUAAUUACUUUCGGGGUUCUGGUCCCUACCCAACCUCUGUGGACUGGCGGAAGAAAGGAAAUUUUGUCUCCCCAGUGAAAAAUCAGGGGGCCUGUGGCAGUUGCUGGACCUUCUCUACUACAGGGGCCCUAGAGUCAGCAGUGGCCAUCGCUAGUGGGAAGAUGCUGUCUCUGGCAGAGCAGCAGCUGGUGGACUGUGCCCAGGGCUUCAACAAUCAUGGCUGUGAAGGGGGUCUCCCCAGCCAGGCUUUCGAGUACAUCCUGUACAACAAGGGCAUCAUGGGUGAAGACACCUACCCCUACGUGGGCAAGGAUGGUCGCUGCAGGUUCAAGCCCCAGAAGGCCAUUGCAUUUGUCAAGGAUGUCAUGAACAUCACACUUAAUGAUGAGGAUGCCAUGGUGGAGGCAGUGGCCCUGUACAACCCUGUGAGUUUUGCCUUUGAGGUGACUGAAGAUUUUAUGUCAUAUAGAAGUGGAAUCUACUCCAGUACUUCCUGUCAUAAAACUCCAGAUAAAGUGAACCAUGCAGUACUGGCUGUCGGGUAUGGAGUAAACAAUGGGGUACCCUACUGGAUUGUGAAAAACUCCUGGGGCACAGCAUGGGGAAAGGACGGGUACUUCCUCAUCGAGCGUGGGAAGAACAUGUGUGGCCUGGCCGCCUGUGCCUCUUACCCCAUCCCUCAGGUGUGAACCAGUGUGCCGGAAGUAACUGGCUGGUGGAGGGUAGCUGGCCUCUUGCCCCGGAGGACAGGUGGGGAUCUGCUCAGGAGCCCCUUGCUUUCCACCGUCAUCCCUGUGCACCACAGACUGUAUCACCAGCCAUGUGCCUUACUUGUGGUUUUCAAUGCAAUCAAGCUCAGUGGACAGAAUACGCCUUCCGGAGGAGCUAUUCCAUGUGUGCAGAGUGCUCCAGUGACUUUAUUUUCUACAUUUUGUUCAAUAAAUGUUCAGGACCAGA